AGAAAGAAGAUAAAGAACUAAAAGAGAUGAAAUGAAAAACCGAGCCUCGCCAGUAAAGAAGCGGAGCGGAAAUGGAAGAUAUAUGGAAAAGAGCGAAGCUCUACGCAGAAGAAGCGGCAAAAAAGUCCCAAACCCUAACCUCAACCAACAAAAUCGCUGAUCUAGUCGCCGAGACCGCUAAGAAAUCCAAAGAACUCGCAUUGGAAGCUUCGAAGAAAGCCGAUCAACUAAAAGUCGCCGCUCUGAAGCAAGCCGAUCAGAUCCAAAUCAAGUCCAUUUCAGAUAUCAUCCCUCCUCAGCUCUCUUCUCUCUCGAUUGUGAAUUCUUCUUCUUCUUCUUCGGUGUCUGCGGCUUCGGAUCUCGAAGAGCUUCAGAAGUUUGGAAUUACAGAUGAUUUGAGAGAUUUUGUUAAGGGACUGACUUCCAAUACAUUCCAAAACUUUCCAAUUCAAGAUGAAGCUGAGGCGUCUGAUGUGCAGACUACGGCGUCGAAUGUACGGAAAGAUCUUAAUGAGUGGCAGGAGAGGCAUGCCACUCUUGUUCUUACUAAUGUAAAGCAAAUCUCGAAGCUAAGAUAUGAAUUAUGCCCACGUGUGAUGAAGGAAAGGAGAUUCUGGAGGAUUUAUUUUACGCUUCUGAGCACUCAUGUUGCACCGUACGAGAAGCAGUAUAUGGAGGAGAUCAAGUGCAAAGCAGAAGAGCAGAUAAAAGAUGAAAAAUCGACUCAAAGUGCAUUAUCUGGAGAGAAUUCUAGGUCUGAGGUGACAGAAAAGAACCUGAAAAGCAAGAUAUCAACUGCAUCAUCAGCUGAGCAGGACCUGGACACUUUUCUUUUGGGAGAUCUUGAAGAAAGUGAUGGGGGUGCAGCUUGGUCCACAUCUUGGAUUAUUGCUGCUUGUAUGUUGAAUGAUGAAUAUGGCAUCAUAACAUGGAGCAUGGCUAUAAUGACAAUGUGAUGAAAAUAAGUUGGUAUGCUGAAAUAUGCACAUACAUUGUCUCAAGUUAUUGAAAGUUGAAAUCCUAGAAGGCUAGAAUGCCCUCAUAAUUAGAAGCUCAGAUUUCAAAUGCAUUGGACAAAUUUUUCAAUUUCAAAAUGGACAUGGUAUGGAUUAGACUCCUAAAAGCAACACUGAUAUCCCAUAAUCAAAUGCUUGAAAUCCUUUUUGGUUUUUAUAGUCCGGUGCACUGCAUUGUGUUAAUCGAUGUGUAAUCCUUUGUCAAGGUGCAAACUUUGUUUUGCAGAACAUUCAGUUGGGUUUGAUAAUUCGUGAAUGUACUGGCUUAUGUGGAAUAGGCAAAGAACUCAGACCUCACAUAAUUCAUUAGAAAUGAUACAUUAACUGGAGUUACCGUUAUAUUAUCAUAUCUUCAAAGUUUUCUUUU
Messenger RNA from Hevea brasiliensis (rubber tree), 1383 nucleotides. RefSeq lists its product as uncharacterized. The coding region runs from base 72 to 956 and encodes 294 amino acids. The transcript has 5 exons. Lineage: Eukaryota; Viridiplantae; Streptophyta; Magnoliopsida; Malpighiales; Euphorbiaceae. The record is from RefSeq and is a predicted model, not a curated record.